UUUCGUACGGUAAGAAAUGGAUGCCCUUUUUGAAUUGUUUACAGUGACCCGAGUCAAAAUUAGUCGUGCUUUCUGAAACAUAUUCACCCAAAACGCAGAAGAAAGUGAGAACACGACAACACGAUGUAAAAUGUGGAAAUACAUGUGCACGAGCGUGUCGCUUUCUGCUGUAGCUGCGCUUGACCAGUGCCCGCGCGCUCCUCCAUCCUUAGCAACUGUUAGCUUAACCCAAAGUUAGCUGUUUUAUUUCGUCUAUUUUCAAUUACUAGUGCCCCUAAAGUCAAUAGAGAAACACAUUUCACCAUCAGCUCCAUGUAGCUGAGUGGUGUCUGAAGCAUCAGCAUGGAAAUGAUGAAGAUAGAGCAGGUUGUUGUUGGGAGUGAGCGGAGAUCCACUACAGCGGAGAUCAAGACCGAGCCCGGGGUCGCUCCUCUGCAGCCCUAUCAGCACGAGAGUCUGCAGUGUUUUCAGUGCUUCAUCACCUUCUGUAACUCCAAAGCCAAGGAGAGACACAUGAGGAAGAGUCAUCGGGAGCAGUACACGCAGCAGCUGCAGCAGAAUGAUACGCUCUUCAUUUGCUACAAGUGCGAUAAGAGCUUCUCAUUCUCUGAUGAGCUCAGCCAGCACCAGGCCUCCCACAGCACAGAAGAGAAGCCCUUCCACUGUCUUUACUGCCGGAAAAACUUUUUCACCUUCACUGAGCUGAACAAACACAGACGACACGAAUGCGUAGAGCGACGGUGUCCCUGCAGGGACUGUGGCGCCCUGUUCCCCAGUCCCUCCCGCCUUCGCCGCCAUCGCAUCUCAGCGCACCCCCAGCGCCCCAUCGUGGCUGAAGACGUCAACACCUACCAGUGCUGCAAAUGUAGUCGUGGUUUCCAGACUGAAGAGGAGCUCCUGGAGCACCAGGAGAAAUUUGCCAAUGCUGUAAACUGUGACGUUAAGCCGCAGGGCAAAAAACGAGGCCGCAAACCCAAACACGCAGCACAAGUUGAGAACAAGAAGAUCAAACAAGAGGAGGACGCAGGGGAAUACAAUGACUCAAAGGCAAACCCCUCCGAUAAGCAGGAACGGGAGCUCCAGAUUCCUUGUUCUGAAGCAGAUUGUGACCUCAUAUUCCCCUCUGUCGCAGCGCUGCGAGCACACAAGAGGGAGAAACACGGGCCUUCGGCUCACAAAGGUCACGCAUGCACAGAGUGUGAAGAGAGCUACGGCCGGCUCGAACAGCUCAAAGAACACAUGGCCAAGGUGCACAGCUCUGGAUACCUCUGCCCCACCUGUGGAAAGUGCUUUGCACGAGAAAGCACCCUAAAGAGUCACCAGAACACCCACACAGAGGGAGAGGAGGCAGCAGAGAAAAGAUAAUACACGGGGAAAAGACUGUAACUUCAUCCUACAUCCUUCAGUUAAAUGAUUGUCAGAGUGUUUCCCACCAUAACUCUGUGUCGUGUAGGUAGAAGAUUUCUAUGUGAAUAUUUUAGGUCGAGAGUUUUUGAAGCAAGGUUACGCAACACACGAAUUAUGGAGGUUAUAUCUGGAAUGCCGUUUUUCGAUUGCUUUUAGAAAGACAUCCUACACCUGUGAAUAAAACUCUGUACCGAUCUGUACAUAAUUAUGAUUUAUGUCCACUGUAAGCUCAUGUCACGAGGCCCAUUUUUGCUGUCCGUGUUACCUCUAUUGUACCUGAAAUGUUUUUUAAUCAUGCAGACUGACUAGCUCAUUCUCACUCAAGUGUGGGGAUGUUUUCUACUGAGCUGUACUGUUUUCAGGAAAAUAAAAGGAUGAAUGUAAGUCCUAAAUAUGAUAAAAUCAAACAUCUGAUAAAUGGGCCACUGUAUAGGAUUCUGUAUUAAGGGACUGCAAUAAAGUAAUCUGCGGGUCUUAUUCCUCUUUUUCCUAAAGUUAA
Plectropomus leopardus (leopard coralgrouper) is the source of this 1906-nucleotide messenger RNA. Lineage: Eukaryota; Metazoa; Chordata; Actinopteri; Perciformes; Serranidae. The record is from RefSeq and is a predicted model, not a curated record.